Quercus lobata is the source of this 2319-nucleotide messenger RNA. RefSeq names its product protein IQ-DOMAIN 14-like. Lineage: Eukaryota; Viridiplantae; Streptophyta; Magnoliopsida; Fagales; Fagaceae. The coding region runs from base 772 to 2154 and encodes 460 amino acids. The transcript has 5 exons. The record is from RefSeq and is a predicted model, not a curated record. Gene Ontology annotation, molecular function: protein binding.
UCCAUGACUACAAAGUGGCACUGCCUUUUUCAAGCAUUGCUUAAUUAGAGGCCCACAUAUUGAACAGAAGAAAUUCAUCAUGAAAAAUUUGAAUGAUUGGAUGAGCAUGAAACACACAUAUACCAAAAUUAAUUCAUUUCAACUGAUAAAGUUUACAAACUUUUGGGUGUUUGUGAUAUCUGUUUUCCAAGAAAAUUCUCCUCAGCAUUUCCUUUUCCGUAAUUUGAUAUUAUAAACAAUGAUUGAUCAGAAUUCAAGGCUCUCUCACUCUCUCUAUAUUUCAUGAAAAUAGUAUCCAUGUUGAAGGGAAACUAUAUUUCUUGAUGUGGUGAAUCUUGUUUGAUUUGCUGACUAUCGAUAUAAUAGAGGAUUCUGCAGAUUGGUAAGAAACUAUUGUAAAUUUCAUUCACAUUCUACAAAUAAGUAUUCUAUUGACUCUUCCAAGUACUAAUGUACAAUUGCCAUAACAUUAAUUUCUUGGCAAUUUGAGAAACUAGACAAAUGCUUCUGCAAAAUGGUAUUAAGGUUCAAACUUUUAUAUUUUUCUUAGCAUCCAGUUUCAAAUCUCACUUGGAGUAAAAGUUUACAUGUCAAUUAAAUUUGUUCACAGACUAAUCUGCUCCAUUACUAAUCAAUAGUAUUCUGUAUUGUUAUUGGUAUUUUAACUUCUUUUUCGAAACUGAUGCAUAUAAGUACUACCAGAGACCGUACAAGCACAGUAGCAGAAUCAAUUAAAACCUUCUUAGACCAAUGUGAUUUAUUGGUUCCCCAAUGGCUAAGAAGAAGAGCUGGUUCAAUAUAGUGAAGAGGUUCUUUAUUAGAGAGACAAACUCAAAGCCAGCAAAGGAUAGAAGAAGGAAAUGGAUUUUUGGAGGGCUUAAGAUCAAAAGGUUAGCCUCACUCACUGCACCAUCAUCCUUAAAUGAAAGAAGUAUAGGUGAGGCAGAAGAAGAGCAGAUCAAGGCCCAUGCCUCCACUUCUGCUGAUGAAGUGGCUGUUACAGCCGCUCAAGUUGCUGUUGAGGUUGUUGAGUUCACUGGCAACCUUCAAUCUGACUAUCAAUGUGAACAUGAAUUGAAAGAGUUUUCAGACAUUAGAGUUCAAGGUGAAGCAACUCAGUCCAACCAUCAAUGCGAGAGAGAAAUCCUUGAAUUUGCAGCUACUAGAAUUCAGUCUGCCUUUCGGGGUUACCUUGCAAGGAAAGCCUUACGGGCAUUGAGGGGAAUUGUGAAACUCCAAGCUAUUAUUCGAGGCAGAGCUGUAAGACGCCAAGCUAUAACUACCCUAAAGUGCUUGCAGUCUAUUGUAAAUAUUCAGUCACAGGCCAGCACAAGAAGAUUUGGAACGUUGGAAGGCACUUGGAAUUAUGAUGAAAAUAAAGAAUUGCAGAAUUGGAAAGACAAGAUAACAAGGAUAGACACAAACAAUCAAAGAAGGUGGAAUGAUAGUGUAUUGUCAAAGGAAGAGGCAGAUGCAUUAUUUAUGAGUAAGAAAGAGGCCAUAAAUAAGAGAGAACGAAUAAAGGAAUACUGGUUUAGCCAUCGGAAGUCGGCAGAAACAGAUCGAAACAAGGUAAACGGAAGAUGGAGAUACUGGUUGGACCAAUGGGUAGACACACAAAUUACUAAAAGUAGAGAACUUGAAGAUUUGGACUCAGUUUUGACUUCAAAUCCAAGACAAACAGAUGACUGUGGAAGAAGACAACUUAAGCUAAGAAAUGUUAAGGGACAGAAUAAUUUUGAGGGAUUGGAUUCUCCAAUAUUUGUUCCCAAAAGAUCAAUUCAUCAUAGGAGGCAAUGCUCAUUGGGAGACCAUAAUACUUUGUCAAGCUCUCCUGUUCCAACUUACAUGGCUGCAACUGAAUCUGCAAAGGCAAAAGCAAGAUCAAUGAGCUCACCAAAAACACGGCUCAGGAAUUUCGAUACAUGCUCUGAAAGCUAUUCACCAUAUAAGAAUAAGUUGUCUCUCAUAUCCUCUAUUGCUACUGAAGUGCCAAGUGGUGGCAGGAUUGGCAAGACUAAUGGUUACCAACAAAGAUCUCCUAACUUGAAAGGCCUUCCAAGUCCUAUAAAAUCCAGACAGAUGGUAAAGGAUCUCAGCUUUAACUCAGAGUGCUCAUUGCAGAUUUGGGAUAGACAUGGUGGCUUCAGAUAAUUUCAGAUGUUUGGUUUAAGAAGAGAUCUUGGUUAGUGUGUUAGGUUGGAGUGGAGAACAUAGUCUGUAAUUUAAUAGAGUUUAAAUAGUUAAUAAUGGGAUGCUAUUUCAUCUCAUUAUUAAAUGAGUAGCUUACAGUAAUGCUACACAAUUGAUUGACACACA